UUUAAUUGACUGAAGUUCACCCUCAACACCACUAGGUGUCGGAAGCUGUCGGCGGAAGUGAAACCCUCUGCUUAAAAAAUAGGCUGCCACAAGGCAUCCAUAGCCGAGAGAUCCUGUUGUCCUUUGGGAGUUUUUUAACCUAUCUAAUCGUAACACGGAGCUAUAGUGCCUUUAAUUUUUUUUUUUUAAAUCAGCAUGAAGCCGAAGCUCACCGGAACCAACAAGCGACCGAAACCCGACCGAGCUGAGGCGGCUCUGUCCCUGCAGGACGAGCUCGCUGCAGCGAUCCAUGGGGCGUUUGAAGCCGCCGUGGAGAUCGCAGUUCGAGAGGUGACGAAGCUCGUAGGUCAGGCAACGGGAGCCGUCCACGAAGACAUGCGACGGGAGAACGAGUCCCUCAAACAAAGACUCCAGCGGGCUGAAGAUAUGCUGGACUGUGCGCGCAUGGAGGAAGGAGGAGGAGGAGGAGGAGGAGGCGGCUCUCAUCCUGUAAAUAAACUCCUGGAUGCCACCAGGCGCUCUGAUCCAGCGCCCCUCGUGUACAGCCGGACGAGCCCGAGUCCUAAAGCGGGCAGAAGGCACAGCUGCACGGGGAUCCGAGGGGACGCGCCUCGGCCCGGUCACAGCCGAGCAGCACACCGGCCUCCGGAGACCCAACGUCAACACGAGGAGCAGCGACCAGGCGACGUGGAGAAGGCUCGGGACAGUGACUCUGUGUCGGAGAGACGAGGAGACGAUGGCUGCGCUGCUGCUUGUGACUCCUUGACUAAAGAAGUCGGUGAAGAGAUCCCUCGUCUCUGUGAGUUGAGGGUCGAGAGCAUCAACCAGCUGUGUACAGAACUAGCAGCUCGAGAACACGACUCGCCAACACUUCCCAGCCGGCACGAUGAGUCCACGUUGAAGCAGUUUAUUGUAAAGCAGGAGGAGCCGGAGGAGGCCGAUGAUUCAGCUUGCGGUUUAGAAGCCAUUAAAGUGGAGGAUUUUAGCCCGGAGUGCAUGUCCCCGCUCCAGCCCGACGUGCUGGAGGACUGGAAACCUGAACCGGACAUUCAGUGCCAAGACUCUAAUGCUUCUCUGUCCUGCACCAGGCUGGCUCAGGACUUCCCAAACAUCUUCCAGUUGCCAGAACCGGCGCCCGUCCCAGAAGAUCCACCGCAGGUCUACGGAGUCCACGUGCGGACGGGCCGCAACCUCGGCCACUCCUUAACCCACCUCUACUCCUGCAAGUCCUGCAGCCAGACGUUCCAGCUGCCCAGUCUUCUGCGGCGGCACCACGGCCAGUGUCAGCAGAAGCUGCAGCAGGGCUGGCAGCCGCCCGUGGAUGGAAGCAAGAGGGUCCGGCUGCAGCUGUACCCGCCGGGCUGCAGCCCCUUCUGCUGCACCGUGUGCAACCGCGAGUUCAACCGCAUGGAGAACCUCAAGACUCACCUUCGCAUCCACACGGGCGAGAGGCCGUACACCUGCGCCGUCUGCUCCAAGUGUUUCCGCCACUCCGGGGCCUUGACCAGACAUUUCCGCAUCCACACCGGGGAGAAGCCGUACGUCUGCGGCCAAUGUGGGAAGUCCUACAGAAACUGUGGGGGGCUUAAAUUCCACCAGCGUUCACACAACAAGCAGCUACAGUAGCUACACUUUCUUUAAAGAGCUGCUGGUAUACAUUGCUUAAUAUGUUUGGAUCAUUUUCAUUUUGAGGGUCAAAGUUGGCUAAUGUUGUGUGUUGGUCUAACCUUGAAUUAAUCUGAGUGUUCCUUAAACUGUAAGGUAAUAGUGGAUGACUUCAUUACUCUUGUCUGCACCGUUUCACCUCAAUGGUCUUCCCUUUGAGAUUAAAGAUAAUGUUUUUAAGAGCUCUCAAUGCAAAUGAGAAAUCUCAACAUUUAUUUCUGAUAUUUUGAAUGUGCACAGAUUGUAAAGCCCUCAGGCAAAUGUGUAAUAGUUUCUUAUUCAUGGCAAUUGUUAUAUUUAUCAUUUUGUUUUCAAAUAUGUAUUUUAUUUGGACACUCGUGUCAUCAAUUACUUGUGUAAAUUGGUCUGCUUUGAUUUACUGUCCCAACAAACAAUUCCCUUUUGAAUUUGUGUGUGGGGGGCUGUAUAAAAUGUUUGUAUUUAGGUGAGGCUUAAGGUUUUUAUCUCCAUUCCCUCUUUGUUACUCCUGGCGUGCAUGCUCUGGUGUGAAAAUAAAGUUCAACAUUUCUGCAGAAAAAUAUUAAUGAAAUGUCCGCCAGCAGCGUUACGAGGUUGUUAUUAAAAUCUCCUU
Molecule: messenger RNA, 2257 nt
Organism: Pseudoliparis swirei
Lineage: Eukaryota; Metazoa; Chordata; Actinopteri; Perciformes; Liparidae
Product: zinc finger and SCAN domain-containing protein 2-like
Exons: 3
Coding region: 196-1626 (476 amino acids)
Biological process (GO): regulation of transcription by RNA polymerase II
Molecular function (GO): RNA polymerase II cis-regulatory region sequence-specific DNA binding; DNA-binding transcription factor activity
Source: RefSeq, a predicted model, not a curated record